CAUUAAAAUGAGAUCAUAAUGCAGGCUUCUCAUUUUAAGGUACGCGAUCGCGUUUUUAUGCCCUAUCGUGUACCUGAAUUACGUGAGGUGCAGGAAGAACCGUGUACCUCCGUUGACAGAUUACUUUUAGACCUAAGAAUUAUUGAAUAAUCCUGCUCCUUUUAAUCUACGAACAAGCCUAUUCAUAGCCAACGUGGCCAUCCGAGCUAAUUCACCGACUCCUGACUUGUUAAAAGAACUACGUAGACAUAAAUCUUUUUUGUCUGGCCCCUUCGUCGUUGGUAACCAGGUCUUAUACAAGAAAUCCAGCCAUGCGGUUCUUAACUAAUGCGGAGGUGAACGCAGACAGAGCAUGGAUGAAUCAAGUCUGCAAAACUGCACUUACAGGCGGGACAAACAUUUUAUUAUGGAUUUAAUUGUAGAUAUUCUCUUCAUUUGACAAAACAAUUGGAAACCAUUUAUUAAAAUGAUAGUUUGUCAUUCAUGCAUACUAUUUUGGACAAGGAAGUAAAAAUUGAGAGAGUCGCUAUACCAGUAGACGCUCAAUCAUCGUGUUUGGGGUUCAAGAUUCAAAAUGUCCCUCACUUUUCUACUGUAAAAUGAAUGAGCAACAAAGAUUAACCUUGGAACCCGAAUUGCACGCGUAACAUCCUUUGCACGUUCGUUGUUAAACAAAUAAAUAAAUCGCGAACCCGGAGCAAAUUACGUACGCUAUGCAAUCGCGUAACGCGGUCAACUGGCAUACACAAUUGAUCACAUAAGCACAUAUUUACAAAAUGAGAAGCCUGGUAAUGGUGCUUUGAAUAGUGUUUUUGAUUUAGGGUGUAGCAAAACAUUGCAACUUAUUGCAGUGUUUAUUAGAAACUAAAUUUCUCUACAUCAAAUCUGUAAUUACUUCCUGUAAUGUCUUGUUUGGUCUACUUUAGGGUCCAUAAUCAUAACGUCAUGUUUUCUAUAUUUAAAUUAUCUUGAUAGUAUUGAAAUAACAUUUAUAGUUCAAGUUUUCACACUAAAAUGUGAAACCUUCAACAAAUCACGACAUGUCUGGCUCACGUACUACAAGGAAAGUGACAAUUGAUUCUGGGCGCAGAGUGUCCACCUCAAAUGAACUAGUUGAUCAAUCAUCUGGAACAAAAUCAAAAAGUGUUUUUGAUCGCCUUGGUGUCAUAACUGCAAAAUCUGUUGUGAAGACUAAAGGGGGAAAAUCUACAAAAUCAUACAGUGAUCAUGCAGAAGAUGGAUAUAACAGUGAAGAAAAUGACUCCAAAAAGUCCUUUGUUAGUUUCACUGUAAAGAAAAAUACUCUAAUGGAAGAUUCUGAUAACAAGUUGCAUAUGAAGAAAGAGAAGAAGAAAACUCCCCGUGAUGUUCCGGAUGACACUACAAAGGUGAAGAAGAAGAAAAAACAGAGAGAAGAUUCUCAACCAAUAGCUGUUUACUCGAAACCAAAACGAAUAGACAACGAUGACGAUGAGGAUGCUGAAGAAACACACCCCAAGAAAAAGAAGAAGGUGUUUUCCCCAGAAUCACAGUCAGGCAAAAAGAAACGACGUGUGUUCCAAGAAGAAGAUAUGGAAGAGGAAGCCUACCCAAAAAAGGGUGGAAGUAAGGCUGGUGGGAGAAAGAAAAGCUUAGUCGAGUACCAGUCAGCCAGUGAAGAUGAAGAAAAAGAGAAAAAGAAGAAGAAGAACAAGCAUCCUAAAGAAGCUAUCGAAGUUUCAAAGAAAACGAAAAAAAAUGACGGAGGCGAUGAAGUUGUGAAAAAGAAAAAAAAGGUCAAGCCCAAAUCUUCCGAGGAUGAAAUAUCUGAAGAGGAGAGACCGAAGAAGAAAUAUAAAAAGCAAAGGUCUCCAUCGUGGAGCUAUUCAGAAGAUGAAGAGGAUGAACAGAUUGUUAAAAGCAAAAAGAAGGGAAAACUGUUCGAAAGCAAAUUAAAACAGAGAAAACAACGGAGAGCGAGUUCAUCUAUCUCACCAAUCAGGGAACAAUACUCAAAAGAAUACUCCUCCUUUGAGUCGGACAUAAGUUACGAGUCUGAGGACGUUAGAAAGAAAAAGAAGAAAAGGGUAAAAAAUAAGGAUGACUUUCAAGAGAUGGAAGAUUUUAAGAUGUACGAUGAAAAACAACAGCGAAGACAUUUCGACCAAAGACAAGGCUUUGAUGAGCGGAGAAGGGAUGAAUUUAUGCACAAUAGAAAAGGUCGGAAUGAUACUUAUGCUAGAGACGAUUCUUUCAAUGAUCGACCUGAUGACCGACGCCGCAUGAACCAAUUCGGUCCACGAGGUACUGAUUAUGACCAAGGAGACUGGAGACCAAACCAGUACGAGGAUCGUAACCGAAGAAUGGAUCAACGCUUCGAUGAUAGAGGCAAUCGUGGCAGGAUAAAUAACCGUUUUGAAGAUCGAGACAAUCGAGACCAAGAUUAUUUUAGGGACGCCAGGCGUGACGAUCGACGUCCCCCCGACUAUCGUCCUGGAAACGACAACUGGAAUCGCCAGGGUAACUUUGACGACGAUCGGUAUGACAACCGCAUAUCCUUUAGAGGCCGAGGGCGCGGUCGAGGUGGCCGAGGUUCCUUCAGAGGUGGUUUUCACCAACAGAAUCCCAAAGAUGGCCGCUUUCAGCAAAGAGACUAUGAUUAUCGGUUCCGUAACAAUCCAAUGGACGAUCGUCCAAUGGACAUGCAGUAUCAAGAUCGAUAUCCGAAGCAUGGUGGAUAUCGUGAUCACAAAGAUUUUCGACGUGGUGGAAAAGAGCCGCAGUUUGAGUUAUCUCCAAUACGUGAUCCAAACUUUAUUGGCGGCAUUGCGAAGAAGAGAGAUCUGAGUGAUAGUGAUGAUGAAGAAGAAAGAAGUUCUAAAAAGAGGAAACAUACAGAGAAGUUGAAAAAACGUAACACGAAAGAGGACGCAUCCGGUAGUGAUGUUUCAGACACGGAAACUAAAGUCAGCAAGAAACAAAAAGCAAAGACUUCGAAGUCGAGUGAGAAUAUCGUUGAGAAGGAGGAGAAAGAGAAAUCAAAGCCCGCUAAAGUUACGGCAGACGAUGCUGAAGUUGUGAAAUCGCCUAAGAAGUCGACUAAAGAUAAAGAAGUGACGAAAAAGAAAAAAGAAGAAAAAGAAAAAGAAAGCACGGUUGACGAAAAGAAGAAGGAGAAGAAAUUGUCACACAAACGAGUAACAACUGUAAAGGAGAUGGAGGACCCCUCUCCUGCGUCGAGCGGUCGGAAAACACCUGAAUUGAAAGAAAACGACAAACAAACUAGCGGUUUCAGCGACGAGAAAAAGAGCGCUCGGAAGGAAGACAAAAAACGAGACUUAUCGAAAGAGAGUAAGCGAGACCGCAGUGAAAAAAAUCGGAACCUGGAAGAUAAAGAUAAAUCGGAUUCAAGAAGGCGAUCUCCCGACAGCAGAAAAGGCGGGUUGUCCAAGUCUCCUGAUCGUCGCAUCAAAUCGCCAGAUGUACGUAGUUCACCGUUUAAGCGUGGACGCUCGCCCGAACGUAAAGGUAGACAUCGAGACUCUUCUUUUAGCAAAAGGGAUUUAUCAUCUAGUAGAAAAGAUUCCAACGAGCGCUCUACAAACAGAAAUAAAGUGACCACUCCACCUUCGUCAAAAGAUAGCACAGAAACUGCAAACAAAAAUGACGAUGUAUAUGAAAGCAUUAGCGACGAAGAGCUGGAUUUAUUUGACGAAAACGAAGAAGACCAGCAACCUCAGCCAGCAUCGGUAAUGGAUGUGGAUUGGAGUCUGUUAUCCAGCAUAAAUAAGACUGCGCCUGUGAUAGACGAAAAGAACAACGAUGUACCGGAGUACAUGCAAAAACUAUUGGCCGGUCACGUUCUUUCCGACAUCGGUUAUUCCCCGUCUUUAUUAAGUCAAACGACUUUAGAACGGGUCCAAGGAAUGUGUUUAUCCGCGAAAAACAUUAAAACUGGUUCACUUGAAGCAUGGGAAGAAACGCAGCUUCGAACCGGCAUGGCGGUCACUGUAAGAAAUGUGUUGAAACAGCGUCAUGCGAGAAAUGCUUUAUUUUCUAAAGAUCUGAUUGGGUUAAGAAAUGACUUGGCUCUCAGGAGAGAAUUACGAAAGCCUUUAGAUAAGAUCGGCACAAACUACAACGUGUUCUGCAACGCACCUUCUAAUCCUGUCGAUUACGAACUUUUUGCGAGCAGUGUUUCGCUGUACGAGAAGAAACAACAAAACGAAACGGAUCCUCUGUAUGUUGCUAUACCGUCAAAAGUUGGCUCAAUUGUUACUUGCAAAUCGUAACAGUUGCAUUGUUUCGCCGCAACGUCGCACAUGGGAACAGUUACGACCGAAACAAACCUCUUGCUAAAGAGGAAUAACUUCACAAACGGUCAAUUUUUCGAUGCGGAACGCUGUAGACACGAAUUUUAUAGAAGCGUAUAAAAACAAAUUUGUGACACUGCGUUGUUUUUCGACGCAUGGUAAUGCCGUAAUGAUAGCUGCGUAACAAGUUUUUACGUGCAAAAUCCCUUGUAAAUUUUUUGAAAAGUAAUAACAAAUGUUAUUCUCCGAA
Messenger RNA from Hydractinia symbiolongicarpus, 4542 nucleotides. RefSeq lists its product as uncharacterized. NCBI's taxonomy places the organism in Eukaryota, Metazoa, Cnidaria, Hydrozoa, Anthoathecata, Hydractiniidae. Gene Ontology annotation, cellular component: RNA N6-methyladenosine methyltransferase complex. The transcript is spliced from 13 exons. Bases 1041 to 4271 code for a protein of 1076 amino acids. The record is from RefSeq and is a predicted model, not a curated record.